Messenger RNA from Rhinocladiella mackenziei CBS 650.93, 441 nucleotides. RefSeq lists its product as uncharacterized. The coding region runs from base 1 to 441 and encodes 146 amino acids. The record is from RefSeq and is a predicted model, not a curated record. NCBI's taxonomy places the organism in Eukaryota, Fungi, Ascomycota, Eurotiomycetes, Chaetothyriales, Herpotrichiellaceae. The transcript is spliced from 2 exons.
AUGUCCGGUGUGACAGUUCUUGUCCCCAAUAAUGCCGCUUUCAGUGCCAUCGGGUCUGCCCUGCCCGAUCUGAAAUCGAUCCUGCAAUACCACGUCGUUGAAGGUGUUGGCGGUUACAGCACUGCUUUGGAGAACGUCGCUUCACUAAUGACGACCCAAGGUGUCAAUGUUACCAUCUCCAUUGAAGACAACGACGUCUUUGUAAACAGCACCAGAGCUGUUGUGUCAGACGUUCUCGUGGCCAACGGGGUUAGCUCUGCCAGCGAUGUCCCUUUCACCUCUGGUGUUUCGACUCCAUCCAACACGUUUGUCCACCGAAUCUGCACUGGGUGUCAUAGUAUCCUCAACCACAGUGGCGAAGGAACUGCGAUACCCAUGAAGACGGGAGCUGUCGGAUCUGCAACAUUGUUUGGCAGCGCAUCAUUGGCUAUGAAUCUGUAG